AUGACGAGUCGACUUCCGAAACUGAUCGCGUUCGACCUAGACUAUACGCUCUGGGACCUGUGGAUUGAUACCCAUGUCACCCCCCCGCUGCGGAGAGAAGGGAACACGUUGAACCAGGUGCUCGAUAGAUACAACGAGAAGAUCGAGUUCUACCACGAAGUGCCCCAGAUCCUCCAUCGCCUGCGCUCAGCAGGCGUUAUCAUCGCAGCAUGUUCCCGCACGUCCGCACCCGGCCUUGCCCGACGUGCCCUGCAGCUCCUCCUUGUACCCCCACGAGCGGGGGACAAGCACGGGAAACCUACGCCAGCGAUAGAGUUCUUUGAUCAGAUGGAGAUAUAUCCAGGCUCGAAGAUAACGCACUUCAAGAAGCUGCACCAGAAAACCGGCCUCCCGUACUCUGAAAUGUUAUUCUUCGACGACGAGCACCGGAACAAAGAGGUCGAGUCGCUCGGUGUUACCUUCUGCCUAGUGCGCAACGGCACGAACGAGCGCACUCUCGAAGCCGGGCUCGCAGAGUGGCGGAAACGGCACCCAGAAGAGGUGGUUGAGGACGCGGCAGGCUCAGCUUGAAUACUUACCUAUGUACAGUGUGAGGCGCUCAAAAUCGACCACUCGGCAAUAGGCGAGCCGCGGAUCCUAUCACGGUCGUGAGAAAAUACUUUCAGGUCCCAAAAACCAGACCAAUCGAUUCCUUUUCACGA
This is a messenger RNA of Gloeophyllum trabeum ATCC 11539, 701 nucleotides long. RefSeq names its product magnesium-dependent phosphatase-1. The record is from RefSeq and is a predicted model, not a curated record. Bases 1 to 570 code for a protein of 189 amino acids. Gene Ontology annotation, molecular function: acid phosphatase activity. The transcript has 8 exons. NCBI's taxonomy places the organism in Eukaryota, Fungi, Basidiomycota, Agaricomycetes, Gloeophyllales, Gloeophyllaceae.